UGGCAGCAGACAGUGCCAUGGCUCCUGAAGGAAAGGCAAGCACCACUCCUGGAAAAAGGGCUGUCCACAAAAUCCGAAUGGCCAGCAUGGUCUUCAGCUUGGCGCAAGGAUGGCAGCAGUGGGUAUCUGACCACCACGUAAAGCAAGCCCAAGAGCCCUCUGGAUGGGUCCCCCCUACAGAAGACUCACCAGCCCAGCCUGUAGAAGAAAGAUCCUUUGAAAAAUGGCCAACACCACCUGUCGAGAAGGACCAAGAAAAAGAUGAUGAAAAAGCCUCAGCAAAGGAAUCAGUAACAAUAAGAGAAUCUGAAAAAAACUCAAGGGAAUCAGAUGAAGCCCUGAAAAAGUUCAGCAUUAAAAGCAAAGGGGUGACCAAAACAGUUGUAAGCAAAGCCUAUGAACGAGGAGGAGAUGUUAGCCUCCUCAGUGAAAGAUACGAGAACAAUAGCAGCUCAGAGAUGACCAAGCUCAAAGAAGAAUCAAAUGCUAUUGACAAAAUUCUUAGUGGCAAAUUAUCUCCAACCAUAAGGAGAAAGUGUUCAAACAUGGUUUCAGAGCUGACCAAGGGCUGGAAACAGGUGGAACAAGAUGACAGAGAAGGGGCUAAGAAAGAACCACUGCUUAAGUGUCAUGAUGACAGCCUGGAUGCUGAGGACAGUGGCUAUGGGGAAGCAGAGGACAAAACUGAGCCAGAAGACAGUGACCGAGAGGUGACGGUUGUGAGAAUUAAACGACCUGUGCCAUCUCUCACAAACAGGAUAAAUGAAGAAGCACGCACCACAGCCCAGAGGAAAUACAGCCCUGUCAAUAGCCUGAAGGACAAAUGGCAAGAAUGGAGCGACCAGCACAUCAUGUCUCAGAAGCUCAAUCCCUUCAGUGAGGAAUUUGACCAUGAGCUGUCCAUGUCCAUACGCCUGCACAAAGGAGACGCAGGCUAUGGCCGUCCGAAGGAAGGAACCAAAACUGCUGAAAGAGCCAAGAAAGCUGAGGCCCACAUCCAUCGGGAGAUCAGGGACAUGUGUUUCAUCAUUGAAUCCAUGGCUAAGCCACGGCCUGAUGGGAAGAUCCAAGUUACAUUUGGGGAACUCUUUGACAGAUAUGUUCGUAUUUCAGAUAAGGUUGUUGGGAUUCUGCUGAGAGCCAGGAAACACGGCCUAGUAGACUUUGAGGGAGAAAUGUUAUGGCAAGGAAGGGAUGAUAAUGUCAUAAUUACUUUAUUAAAAUAAGCAUGCUACAACCAGAACAACUUGUUUUGGAAAACCUUUCUCCUCUUCUCCCUUGCUAACAGAAUUUGCACAUUUUGAAUACAAGAUUCAUCACAUAGAAAUUACAUCAACCAUUUUUCUAAAUACGUAUUUUAUAACUACUCCAUGGUAACACAAGCAUGCAAAUAGAUUUUUCUCUCUAACAGGAGGGCUUGCAGAACACUUCAGUUAAUUGCUACAUGAAAAAUAGAGGAAUCCAUACAAAAUAUAAGCAGCUGAUCAUAAAAACCAAUAGCAAUACAAGUAGCUACAAAUGAAUUCCAUUUCUUUUUCUGGUUCCUACAUUCAAGAUCUUUCCAAUUCUUUUAACUGGGAUAUCAGUAAUAUAAACCACGCCAGAUCAGAAGUUGAAUGAGAAUAUAAACUCAGACAAAGUUUUUGACCUGUGAAAGUGAUCAUGUGAACCUAUUUCCUAAUUAGCUUAUUUAAAUGCAUGUAAAAAUAGUUGUAUUUGAUCACAGAAGCAAGGAUAACACGUUUGUUCCCUUUACAAGUAGGAUAUACUGCUAUUACUGCAGUAUUGUUUUGUGGCAACUAUUGACAAACAAAAUGUGGCAACUAAAGACAAAAUCCUUUUUAUAAAUGAGAUUUUAUAUUUAAUGUAUUUAUAUAACUAAUGUAUUAGAUAGUUGUAUAUUUAGAGCUAUAAAUGUUGGAGGGAAAAAAAAACAAUAGCAUGCAUAAAAAUGUUUUGGAUAGCCACAUAGAAAUACCUCCUAUGAAUGUUGUGCAAUGUAUCAUCAGAUUAUCUAUGUAAAUAUGGCUCUUAUAAAUACAGGGAAAAAUAACGUGCAACAUAUAAAAAAGUCAGGUACUUGUACUGUUCUGUAUAACAGAAACUGACUACAGUCAGCAUCUUCCAUUGAAAUGUACCUCUGUGAGAAAAG
Molecule: messenger RNA, 2152 nt
Organism: Pezoporus occidentalis (night parrot)
Lineage: Eukaryota; Metazoa; Chordata; Aves; Psittaciformes; Psittacidae
Gene: ABRA
Product: actin binding Rho activating protein
Exons: 2
Coding region: 18-1226 (402 amino acids)
Biological process (GO): positive regulation of transcription by RNA polymerase II; positive regulation of Rho protein signal transduction
Cellular component (GO): sarcomere
Molecular function (GO): actin binding
Source: RefSeq, a predicted model, not a curated record